UCUAUAUAUACUACUUCAUGCACCUACUGACCUACAUAACCAUAAAGCCAUUAGUUCUCUGAUCACCCAAUUCCUUUCUGCCAUCUACCAACAAUCUAUAUCCUCGCAUGCAACUUAUAAAAGUCAUGAUGUCCUUAAUAGAGAGAUCGAUUUCCCAUUGCCUAUUCACCGCGCCUUUCAUUAUCAUUCUUGCCUUGGCUUCUUCUUCUUUCCAUGUUGCUAUUUCUUCUUCCCCUGCAACUUCACCUUCCAAUAUAGUAACAAUGAUGGGACGAGAAGCAGAGGCUCUUUUGGAAUGGAAAGCCAACCUUGACAACCAAAGCCAGUUUCGGUUGUCUUCUUGGGUUGGAAACAUCACUUGCCAUUGGGUUGGAAUUUCUUGCAACAACUUUAGCAGCAUCUCUCAUGUCAACCUCCCAGGUGCUGGUUUAAAAGGUACACUCCACACUUUCAGCUUCUCAUUCUUACACAAUCUCAUAAGUCUUAAUCUCAGCAACAAUUUACUCUAUGGUACCAUUCCUUCCCAAUUGGGAAACCUUUCUAAGCUGAUAUACCUUGAUUUAUCUACCAACCAACUCUCUGGAAGAAUUCCAUGUGAAAUAAGCCAACUGACAAGCCUUCGUAUAUUAGAUCUUCAUGAAAAUUACAUCACCGGAUCUAUUCCUCAUCAAAUUGGAAAGUUACACUUGCUCAAUGAGCUAAAUUUGUCUAGUAACAGUCUCACAGGUUCAAUCCCUGUAGCAAUUGGAAACUUGAGCAACUUAAUUACUCUGCGUCUUUAUCAUAACAAACUUUCCGGGUCUAUUCCUCAAGAACUUGGAAAGCUAACAUCUCUUGCUUGGCUUAAUCUAUGUAAAAACAAUCUCUCAAGUUUCAUUCCUACUUCUAUAGGAAACUUAAGCAACUUGAGUGUUUUAUACCUCAACAAUAACACACUUUCUGGGCCCAUACCUAAAGAAAUUGGAAAGUUGGGAUUUCUUAGUAAGUUUUCUUUGUACGUGAACAAUCUCUCUGGUCCAAUACCUGCUUCUAUAGGAAACUUGAGCAACUUGUCUACUCUUUAUCUAUGGGAGAACAAUCUUUGUGGAUCUAUCCCUUCUUCUAUAGGAAACUUGAGCAAUUUAGCCAAUUUAGACCUUAGCGACAACAAACUUUCUGGAUCCAUUUGUCAUGAAAUUGGGAUGUUGGGAUCUCUUGCUUGGCUUAAUUUGUAUAAAAACAAUCUCUCAGGUAUAAUUCCUACUUCUAUAGGAAACUUAAGCAACCUGAGUGUUUUACGCCUCAGCAAUAACACACUUUCUGGACCCAUACCUGAAGAAAUUGGAAAGUUGGGAUUUCUUAGUGAUCUUGCUCUGUACAUGAACAAUCUCUCUGGUCCAAUACCUGCUUCUAUAGGAAACUUGAGCAACUUGUCUACUCUUUAUCUAUGGGAGAACAAUCUUUGUGGAUCUAUCCCUUCUUCUAUAGGAAACUUGAGCAAUUUAGCCAAUUUAGACCUUAGCGACAACAAACUUUCUGGAUCCAUUUGUCAUGAAAUUGGGAUGUUGGGAUCUCUUGCUUGGCUUAAUUUGUAUAAAAACAAUCUCUCAGGUAUAAUUCCUACUUCUAUAGGAAACUUAAGCAACCUGAGUGUUUUACGCCUCAGCAAUAACACACUUUCUGGACCCAUACCUGAAGAAAUUGGAAAGUUGGGAUUUCUUAGUGAUCUUGCUCUGUACAUGAACAAUCUCUCUGGUCCAAUACCUGCUUCUAUAGGAAACUUGAGCAACUUGUCUACUCUUUAUCUAUGGGAGAACAAUCUUUAUGGAUCUAUCCCUUCUUCCAUAGGAAACUUGGGAAAUUUAGCCAAUUUAGGACUUAACGAAAACAAACUUUCUGGACCCAUACCUGAAGAAAUUGGAAAGUUGGGCUUUCUUAGUUAUCUUGCUCUAUUCAUGAACGAUCUCACUGGUUCAAUCCCUGCUUCAAUUGGGAACUUGACAAAGCUCACUAAAUUGAUUUUGUACAUGAAUAAAUUAUCAGGCUAUAUCCCACCAGAAAUAGGAAGGCUCAAACUUCUUACCUCUUUAAAGUUGUUUACGAAUGAGCUUAAUGGCUCCAUCUCAUUCGAAUUUAAUAAUCUUACAAAUCUGCAGUCUUUGGGAUUGCAUGAAAACAUGUUGACUGGUUAUCUUCCACGAAAUGUGUGUAAUGGUGGGUCCCUUCAAAACUUCACAGCAUUUGACAAUAAUUUCAUAGGUUCCAUUCCAACAAGUUUGAGAAAUUGCACUAGCUUAGUACGAGUAAGGCUUGAGAGGAACCAGUUAAGAGGAAAUUUAUCAGAAGACUUUGGAUUAUACCCAAAUUUGACGUAUAUUGAUUUGAGUCAUAAUCAUUUCUAUGGGGAACUUUCUCAAAAGUGGGGGCAGUGCCAAAGUCUGCAAAGCUUAAAAAUCUCCAAUAAUAGAAUUUCUGGUGUAAUACCUCUUGAGCUUGGAAGAUCCAUCCAGCUAAAUUUGCUUGAUCUCUCCUUCAAUCAUAUAGUUGGGCAGAUUCCAAAGGAAUUAGGAAGGUUGACGCCAUUGUUUCUACUUAAUCUGGGUGAUAAUAAACUUUCAGGUAGUAUUCCAUUGGAAAUUGGAAUGCUAUCCAAUCUACAAUAUCUUGUUCUCUCAGCCAACAAUUUAACUGGAUCAAUUCCUAAACAAAUAGAAGGGUGCUCAAUGUUGUUGAACUUAAGUUUAAGCAAAAAUAAACUUAGGGGGGCUAUUCCCUCUGAGAUUGGAAACUUAAACUCUCUUGAAAUACUUGAUUUAAGUGAGAAUUCACUUAUCGGGAAAAUACCCCCUCAACUUGGAGAUAUGAAAAGGUUAGAAACAAUGAAUCUCUCCCACAAUGAUCUGUCUGGCUCCAUUCCUUACACUUUUGGUGAAAUGUCAAGCUUGAUCAGUGUUGAUAUAUCAUACAAUCGAUUGGAGGGUCCUCUUCCCAACAAUAAAGCCUUUUGUGAGGCUCCCUUUGGAGCAUUAAGAAAUAAUAGUGGUUUGAAGGCCUGCCCCUCUUCUAUUCCCCGAAGCAAGAAUUAUGGUGAGAAAAGGAAAAAUAAAGUUGUAAUUUUCUUUAUGGUUCCUAUCUUAGGCACAAUGUUUCUAUCAUUGAUUGUAUUUGGGAUUCUUUACCAUGUUCUCAAGUGCCAAGGUAAGAGGAACAAGCUAAACAAUCUAAGAGAAGCUCAAGAUGGUAAUAUGUUCGAACUUUGGAGCUAUGAUGGGAAAAUGGUGUAUGAAAGUAUCAUUGAAGCAACAGAGGGAUUCGACUCCAAGCAUUGUGUUGGAGUGGGAGGGUGUGGAAGUGUUUAUAAAGCGGAGCUACAAACAGGUCAAGUUGUUGCUGUGAAAAAAUUUCAUUCAAUACAGGAUAAUAGGAUUGCCAAUGCAAAGGCUUUUGAAAAUGAGAUUCUUGCUCUGCUAGAAAUUAGGCAUCGAAACGUAGUAAAGCUUUAUGGCUUCUGCUCACAUCCACGACACUCAUUUUUAGUUUAUGAGUUUUUAGAAGGGGGAAGCUUGAAAGAGAUAUUGAGCAAUAAAAAAGAGGUAGUUAAUUUUGAAUGGGUCAAAAGGGUGAAUGUGGUAAAAGGUGUGGUUGAUGCUUUAUCCUACAUGCAUCAUGAUUGCUCACCUCCGAUAGUUCACCGAGACAUAUCAAGCAAGAACAUCAUGUUGGAUUUGGAGUAUAAGGCCUACAUCUCGGAUUUUGGCACAGCUAAGUUUUUAAAUCCUGACUCAUUGAAUCAAACUUCAUUUGUCGGAACAUUUGGAUACACAGCUCCAGAACUUGCAUAUACGAUGAAAGGGAAUGAGAAAUGCGAUGUUUAUAGCUUUGGAGUGGUGACACUGGAAGUGAUCAUGGGAAAGCAUCCAGGAGAUCUCAUCUCACUUCUCUCAUCAUCAUCUUCAUCAUCAACAACAACUUCAACUGCCCAUGGUAUACUAUUGAAGGAUGUGUUGGAUCAACGACUUGAACCUCCUAGAAAUCAAGUCGCAAGGAUGGUGGUGUCUGUUGCAAAGCUUGCAUUUGCGUGCUUGGAAACUAAUCCUCAAUCUCGUCCAACCAUGCAGCGAAUUUCCCGGGAGCUAUCUAUCGAAAGAUCACCUCUGUCAGAGAUGUUUGACGAGAUUACCUUGGGACAAUUGUUGGUGUGAUCAUGCUCAAGUGUAUUCC
Messenger RNA from Quercus robur (English oak), 4200 nucleotides. RefSeq names its product probable leucine-rich repeat receptor-like protein kinase At1g35710. The coding region runs from base 108 to 4181 and encodes 1357 amino acids. Gene Ontology annotation, biological process: protein phosphorylation; hormone-mediated signaling pathway. NCBI's taxonomy places the organism in Eukaryota, Viridiplantae, Streptophyta, Magnoliopsida, Fagales, Fagaceae. Gene Ontology annotation, molecular function: protein kinase activity; ATP binding; protein binding. The record is from RefSeq and is a predicted model, not a curated record. Gene Ontology annotation, cellular component: plasma membrane. The transcript is spliced from 3 exons.